Messenger RNA from Dioszegia hungarica, 573 nucleotides. RefSeq lists its product as uncharacterized. Bases 1 to 573 code for a protein of 190 amino acids. NCBI's taxonomy places the organism in Eukaryota, Fungi, Basidiomycota, Tremellomycetes, Tremellales, Bulleribasidiaceae. The record is from RefSeq and is a predicted model, not a curated record. The transcript has a single exon.
AUGAUCGAUGCUGUGACGGCGGCGAGACUCUACCAAGUCCCGAGCGUCUACCGGGUGCUCAGCGAUACUACGCGAGCACCAGGCGCAGACAAUGCCUACCUCACAUACGCGAUAUGGGCGCUUGCCGGCAUGCCCUUCCGGGUGGCCGAGGCGGCCAAGGCGACCCUGGCGUAUCCAAUCGCGUUCGCGGACAAGUACAUCGUGGAUACCCUCAAGGAGCUGGUACCUGCGGAAUGGACGCGCCUCCUCGAGUUCCAUCUACGGCGUAUCGCGGGAAUUCGUCGCGUUCACGCCGGAAAGUGGCUCAGGGAUUCCACGGAGUAUCACCUCGCACACGAGUAUACGGAGUCCUCUCAGCCGCACCUCAAGCCCGAAUGGACCGCAUGCUCGGAGCCGUGUAUGGAACUGGACGCGCUGAUCGGAGGGAUGUAUGCCAAGGCCGACAGCAUGGAGGAGAUUGUGGCCGUGAAGAAGAGGGAUUAUGGCCUGGAGUGCUCGGCUUGUAUCGAUUGCGCCUCGCGUUGGUAUGAUAAGGCCGUGGAUGAGCUGGUAGAGUUCGCUGGGGAGUAUUAG